AUGCAGCUGCUCGUCGUGUGCCUUCUGGCGGCCACCACGGCCGCCUUUACGAUGUUCGGUCCGCACAUUCGCAUUGUGCCGGGCCAGCAGCCCAAUGAGAUCGUGCUCCACUUCCGCAACCCCUGCAACAACAAGACGAGCACAACCACCUUGAAGCCACCACCGCCUCCGUGCCCUGAACAUCCCACAACGCCAGCUUGUGAGCAUCGAACCACCAGACCGGUCCCAACAAAGCCACACUGUCCGCACGACACCACUACGCCACACCAUUGCGGACAAGAAACGACCACGAGCAGACCCACCACGCCAAGUCCAACUUUCCUUACAACCAUUAAAACAACAUUUAAGCCAUCCGAUGCAACGACUCUAAAGCCUACAGAGGGAGCAACAACUGCCAAGCCAACCACUCUGAAGACUACAGACGGAACAACAACGGCCAAGCCAACCACUCUGAAGACUACAGAGGGAACAACAACGGCCAAGCCAACCACUCUGAAGACUACAGAGGGAACAACAACGGCCAAGCCAACCACUCUGAAGACUACAGAGGGAACAACAACGGCCAAGCCAACCACUCUGAAGACUACAGAGGGAACAACAACGGCCAAGCCAACCACUCUGAAGACUACAGAGGGAACAACAACGGCCAAGCCAACCACUCUGAAGACUACUGAGGGAACAACAACGGCCAAGCCAACCACUCUGAAGACUACAGAGGGAACAACAACGGCCAAGCCAACCACUCUGAAGACUACUGAGGGAACAACAACGGCCCAGCCAACCACUCUGAAGAAUACUGAGGGAACAACAACGGCCCAGCCAACCACUCUGAAGAAUACUGAGGGAACAACAACGGCCCAGCCAACCACUCUGAAGACUACUGAGGGAACAACAACGGCCCAGCCAACCACUCUGAAGACUACUGAGGGAACAACAACGGCCCAGCCAACCACUCUGAAGACUACUGAGGGAACAACAACGGCCCAGCCAACCACUCUGAAGACUACUGAGGGAACAACAACGGCCCAGCCAACCACUCUGAAGACUACUGAGGGAACAACAACGGCCAAGCCAACCACUCUGAAGACUACUGAGGGAACAACAACGGCCAAGCCAACCACUCUGAAGACUACUGAGGGAACAACAACGGCCAAGCCAACCACUCUGAAGACUACUGAGGGAACAACAACGGCCAAGCCAACCACUCUGAAGACUACUGAGGGAACAACAACGGCCAAGCCAACCACUCUGAAGACUACUGAGGGAACAACAACGGCCAAGCCAACCACUCUGAAGACUACUGAGGGAACAACAACGGCCAAGCCAACCACUCUGAAGACUACUGAGGGAACAACAACGGCCAAGCCAACCACUCUGAAGACUACUGAGGGAACAACAACGGCCAAGCCAACCACUCUGAAGACUACUGAGGGAACAACAACGGCCAAGCCAACCACUCUGAAGACUACUGAGGGAACAACAACGGCCAAGCCAACCACUCUGAAGACUACUGAGGGAACAACAACGGCCAAGCCAACCACUCUGAAGACUACUGAGGGAACAACAACGGCCAAGCCAACCACUCUGAAGACUUCUGAGGGAACAACAACGGCCAAGCCAACCACUCUGAAGACUACUGAGGGAACAACAACGGCCAAGCCAACCACUCUGAAGACUACUGAGGGAACAACAACGGCCAAGCCAACCACUCUGAAGACUACUGAGGGAUCAACAACGGCCAAGCCAACCACUCUGAAGACUACAGAGGGAACAACAACUGCCAAGCCAACCACUCUGAAGACUACAGAGGGAACAACAACUGCCAAGCCAGCCACUCUGAAGACUACAGAGGGAACAACAACUGCCAAGCCAACCACUCUGAAGACUACAGAGGGAACAACAACUGCCAAGCCAACCACUCUGAAGACUACAGAGGGAACAACAACUGCCAAGCCAACCACUCUGAAGACUACAGAGGGAACAACAACUGCCAAGCCAACCACUCUGAAGACUACAGAGGGAACAACAACGGCCAAGCCAACCACUCUGAAGACUACUGAGGGAACAACAACGGCCAAGCCAACCACUCUGAAGACUACUGAGGGAACAACAACGGCCAAGCCAACCACUCUGAAGACUACUGAGGGAACAACAACGGCCAAGCCAACCACUCUGAAGACUACUGAGGGAACAACAACGGCCAAGCCAACCACUCUGAAGACUACUGAGGGAACAACAACGGCCAAGCCAAGCACUCUGAAGACUACAGAGGGAACAACAACGGCCAAGCCAACCACUCUGAAGACUACUGAGGGAACAACAACGGCCAAGCCAACCACUCUGAAGACUACUGAGGGAACAACAACUGCCAAGCCAACCACUCUGAAGACUACAGAGGGAACAACAACUGCCAAGCCAACCACUCUGAAGACUACAGAGGGAACAACAACUGCCAAGCCAACCACUCUGAAGACUACAGAGGGAACAACAACUGCCAAGCCAACCACUCUGAAGACUACAGAGGGAACAACAACUGCCAAGCCAACCACUCUGAAGACUACAGAGGGAACAACAACUGCCAAGCCAACCACUCUGAAGACUACAGAGGGAACAACAACUGCCAAGCCAACCACUCUGAAGACUACUGAGAGAACAACAACGGCCAAGCCAACCACUCUGAAGACUACUGAGGGAACAACAACGGCCAAGCCAACCACUCUGAAGACUACUGAGGGAACAACAACGGCCAAGCCAACCACUCUGAAGACUACUGAGGGAACAACAACGGCCAAGCCAACCACUCUGAAGACUACUGAGGGAACAACAACGGCCAAGCCAACCACUCUGAAGACUUCUGAGGGAACAACAACGGCCAAGCCAACCACUCUGAAGACUACUGAGGGAACAACAACGGCCAAGCCAACCACUCUGAAGACUACUGAGGGAACAACAACGGCCAAGCCAACCACUCUGAAGACUACUGAGGGAACAACAACGGCCAAGCCAACCACUCUGAAGACUACUGAGGGAACAACAACGGCCAAGCCAACCACUCUGAAGACUACAGAGGGAACAACAACUGCCAAGCCAACCACUCUGAAGACUACAGAGGGAACAACAACUGCCAAGCCAACCACUCUGAAGACUACAGAGGGAACAACAACUGCCAAGCCAACCACUCUGAAGACUACAGAGGGAACAACAACUGCCAAGCCAACCACUCUGAAGACUACAGAGGGAACAACAACUGCCAAGCCAACCACUCUGAAGACUACAGAGGGAACAACAACUGCCAAGCCAACCACUCUGAAGACUACAGAGGGAACAACAACUGCCAAGCCAACCACUCUGAAGACUACAGAGGGGACAACAACGGCCAAGCCAACCACUCUGAAGACUACUGAGGGAACAACAACGGCCAAGCCAACCACUCUGAAGACUACUGAGGGAACAACAACGGCCAAGCCAACCACUCUGAAGACUACUGAGGGAACAACAACGGCCAAGCCAACCACUCUGAAGACUACUGAGGGAACAACAACGGCCAAGCCAACCACUCUGAAGACUACUGAGGGAACAACAACGGCCAAGCCAACCACUCUGAAGACUACUGAGGGAACAACAACGGCCAAGCCAACCACUCUGAAGACUACUGAGGGAACAACAACGGCCAAGCCAACCACUCUGAAGACUACUGAGGGAACAACAACGGCCAAGCCAACCACUCUGAAGACUACAGAGGGAACAACAACUGCCAAGCCAACCACUCUGAAGACUACAGAGGGAACAACAACUGCCAAGCCAACCACUCUGAAGACUACAGAGGGAACAACAACUGCCAAGCCAACCACUUUGAAGACUACAGAGGGAACAACAACUGCCAAGCCAACCACUCUGAAGACUACAGAGGGAACAACAACUGCCAAGCCAACCACUCUGAAGACUACAGAGGGAACAACAACGGCCAAGCCAACUACUGUGAAGACUACUGAGGGAACAACAACGGCCAAGCCAACCACUCUGAAGACUACUGAGGGAACAACAACGGCCAAGCCAACCACUCUGAAGACUACUGAGGGAACAACAACGGCCAAGCCAACCACUCUGAAGACUACAGAGGGAACAACAACUGCCAAGCCAACCACUCUGAAGACUACAGAGGGAACAACAACUGCCAAGCCAACCACUCUGAAGACUACAGAGGGAACAACAACUGCCAAGCCAACCACUCUGAAGACUACAGAGGGAACAACAACUGCCAAGCCAACCACUCUGAAGACUACAGAGGGAACAACAACUGCCAAGCCAACCACUCUGAAGACUACAAAGGGAACAACAACUGCCAAGCCAACCACUCUGAAGACUACAGAGGGAACAACAACUGCCAAGCCAACCACUCUGAAGACUACAGAGGGAACAACAACUGCCAAGCCAACCACUCUGAAGACUACAGAGGGAACAACAACGGCCAAGCCAACUACUCUGAAGACUACUGAGGGAACAACAACGGCCAAGCCAACCACUCUGAAGACUACUGAGGGAACAACAACGGCCAAGCCAACCACUCUGAAGACUACUGAGGGAACAACAACGGCCAAGCCAACCACUCUGAAGACUACUGAGGGAACAACAACGGCCAAGCCAACCACUCUGAAGACUACUGAGGGAACAACAACGGCCAAGCCAACCACUCUGAAGACAACUGAGGGAACAACAACGGCCAAGCCAACCACUCUGAAGACUACUGAGGGAACAACAACGGCCAAGCCAACCACUCUGAAGACUACUGAGGGAACAACAACGGCCAAGCCAACCACUCUGAAGACUACUGAGGGAACAACAACGGCCAAGCCAACCACUCUGAAGACUACUGAGGGAACAACAACGGCCAAGCCAACCACUCUGAAGACUACUGAGGGAACAACAACGGCCAAGCCAACCACUCUGAAGACUACUGAGGGAACAACAACGGCCAAGCCAACCACUCUGAAGACUACUGAGGGAACAACAACGGCCAAGCCAACCACUCUGAAGACUACUGAGGGAACAACAACGGCCAAGCCAACCACUCUGAAGACUACUGAGGGAACAACAACGGCCAAGCCAACCACUCUGAAGACUACUGAGGGAACAACAACGGCCAAGCCAACCACUCUGAAGACUACUGAGGGAACAACAACAGCCAAGCCAACCACUCUGAAGACUACUGAGGGAACAACAACGGCCAAGCCAACCACUCUGAAGACUACAGAGGGAACUACAACUGCCAAGCCAUCCACUCUGAAGACUACUGAGGGAACAACAACGGCCAAGCCAACCACUCUGAAGACUACUGAGGGAACAACAACGGCCAAGCCAACCACUCUGAAGACUACUGAGGGAACAACAACGGCCAAGCCAACCACUCUGAAGACUACUGAGGGAACAACAACGGCCAAGCCAACCACUCUGAAGACUACUGAGGGAACAACAACGGCCAAGCCAACCACUCUGAAGACUACUGAGGGAACAACAACGGCCAAGCCAACCACUCUGAAGACUACAGAAGGAACUACAACUGCCAAGCCAUCCACUCUGAAGACUACUGAGGGAACAACAACGGCCAAGCCAACCACUCUGAAGACUACUGAGGGAACAACAACGGCCAAGCCAACCACUCUGAAGACUACUGAGGGAACAACAACGGCCAAGCCAACCACUCUGAAGACUACUGAGGGAACAACAACGGCCAAGCCAACCACUCUGAAGACUACUGAGGGAACAACAACGGCCAAGCCAACCACUCUGAAGACUACUGAGGGAACAACAACGGCCAAGCCAACCACUCUGAAGACUACAGAGGGAACUACAACUGCCAAGCCAUCCACUCUGAAGACUACUGAGGGAACAACAACGGCCAAGCCAACCACUCUGAAGACUACUGAGGGAACAACAACGGCCAAGCCAACCACUCUGAAGACUACAGAGGGAACAACAACGGCCAAGCCAACCACUCUGAAGACUACUGAGGGAACAACAACGGCCAAGCCAACCACUCUGAAGACUACAGAGGGAACAACAACUGCCAAGCCAACCACUCUGAAGACUACAGAGGGAACAACAACUGCCAAGCCAACCACUCUGAAGACUACAGAGGGAACAACAACUGCCAAGCCAACAACUCUGAAGACUACAGAGGGAACAACAACUGCCAAGCCAACCACUCUGAAGACUACAAAGGGAACAACAACUGCCAAGCCAACCACUCUGAAGACUACAGAGGGAACAACAACUGCCAAGCCAACCACUCUGAAGACUACAGAAGGAACAACAACGGCCAAGCCAACUACUCUGAAGACUACUGAGGGAACAAAAACGCCCAAGCCAACCACUCUGAAGACUACUGAGGGAACAACAACGGCCAAGCCAACCACUCUGAAGACUACUGAGGGAACAACAACGGCCAAGCCAACCACUCUGAAGACUACUGAGGGAACAACAACGGCCAAGCCAACCACUCUGAAGACUACUGAGGGAACAACAACGGCCAAGCCAACCACUCUGAAGACUACUGAGGGAACAACAACGGCCAAGCCAACCACUCUGAAGACUACUGAGGGAACAACAACGGCCAAGCCAACCACUCUGAAGACUACUGAGGGAACAACAACGGCCAAGCCAACCACUCUGAAGACAACUGAGGGAACAACAACGGCCAAGCCAACCACUCUGAAGACUACUGAGGGAACAACAACGGCCAAGCCAACCACUCUGAAGACUACUGAGGGAACAACAACGGCCAAGCCAACCACUCUGAAGACUACUGAGGGAACAACAACGGCCAAGCCAACCACUCUGAAGACUACUGAGGGAACAACAACGGCCAAGCCAACCACUCUGAAGACUACUGAGGGAACAACAACGUCCAAGCCAACCACUCUGAAGACUACUGAGGGAACAACAACGGCCAAACCAACCACUCUGAAGACUACUGAGGGAACAACAACGGCCAAGCCAACCACUCUGAAGACUACUGAGGGAACAACAACGGCCAAGCCAACCACUCUGAAGACUACUGAGGGAACAACAACGGCCAAGCCAACCACUCUGAAGACUACUGAGGGAACAACAACGGCCAAGCCAACCACUCUGAAGACUACUGAGGGAACAACAACGGCCAAGCCAACCACUCUGAAGACUACUGAGGGAACAACAACGGCCAAGCCAACCACUCUGAAGACUACUGAGGGAACAACAACGGCCAAGCCAACCACUCUGAAGACUACUGAGGGAACAACAACGGCCAAGCCAACCACUCUGAAGACUACUGAGGGAACAACAACGGCCAAGCCAACCACUCUGAAGACUACUGAGGGAACAACAACGGCCAAGCCAACCACUCUGAAGACUACUGAGGGAACAACAACGGCCAAGCCAACCACUCUGAAGACUACUGAGGGAACAACAACGGCCAAGCCAACCACUCUGAAGACUACUGAGGGAACAACAACGGCCAAGCCAACCACUCUGAAGACUACUGAGGGAACAACAACGGCCAAGCCAACCACUCUGAAGACUACUGAGGGAACAACAACGGCCAAGCCAACCACUCUGAAGACUACUGAGGGAACAACAACGGCCAAGCCAACCACUCUGAAGACUACUGAGGGAACAACAACGGCCAAGCCAACCACUCUGAAGACUACUGAGGGAACAACAACGGCCAAGCCAACCACUCUGAAGACUACUAAGGGAACAACAACGGCCAAGCCAACCACUCUGAAGACUACUGAGGGAACAACAACGGCCAAGCCAACCACUCUGAAGACUACUGAGGGAACAACAACGGCCAAGCCAACCACUCUGAAGACUACUGAGGGAACAACAACGGCCAAGCCAACCACUCUGAAGACUACUGAGGGAACAACAACGGCCAAGCCAACCACUCUGAAGACUACUGAGGGAACAACAACGGCCAAGCCAACCACUCUGAAGACUACUGAGGGAACAACAACGGCCAAGCCAACCACUCUGAAGGCUACUGAGGGAACAACAACGGCCAAGCCAACCACUCUGAAGACUACUGAGGGAACAACAACGGCCAAGCCAACCACUCUGAAGACUACUGAGGGAACAACAACGGCCAAGCCAACCACUCUGAAGACUACUGAGGGAACAACAACGGCCAAGCCAACCACUCUGAAGACUACUGAGGGAACAACAACGGCCAAGCCAACCACUCUGAAGACUACUGAGGGAACAACAACGGCCAAGCCAACCACUCUGAAGACUACUGAGGGAACAACAACGGCCAAGCCAACCACUCUGAAGACUACUGAGGGAACAACAACGUCCAAGCCAACCACUCUGAAGACUACUGAGGGAACAACAACUGCCAAGCCAACCACUCUGAAGACUACAGAGGGAACAACAACUGCCAAGCCAACCACUCUGAAGACUACAGAGGGAACAACAACUGCCAAGCCAACCACUCUGAAGACUACAGAGGGAACAACAACUGCCAAGCCAACCACUCUGAAGACUACAGAGGGAACAACAACUGCCAAGCCAACCACUCUGAAGACUACAGAGGGAACAACAACGGCCAAGCCAACCACUCUGAAGACUACAGAGGGAACAACAACGGCCAAGCCAACCACUCUGAAGACUACUGAGGGAACAACAACGGCCAAGCCAACCACUCUAAAGACUACUGAGGGAACAACAACGGCCAAGCCAACCACUCUGAAGACUACUGAGGGAACAACAACGGCCAAGCCAACCACUCUGAAGACUACUGAGGGAACAACAACGGCCAAGCCAACCACUCUGAAGACUACUGAGGGAACAACAACGGCCAAGCCAACCACUCUGAAGACUACUGAGGGAACAACAACGGCCAAGCCAACCACUCUGAAGACUACAGAGGGAACAACAACUGCCAAGCCAACCACUCUGAAGACUACAGAGGGAACAACAACUGCCAAGCCAACCACUCUGAAGACUACAGAGGGAACAACAACUGCCAAGCCAACCACUCUGAAGACUACAGAAGGAACAACAACUGCCAAGCCAACCACUCUGAAGACUACAGAGGGAACAACAACUGCCAAGCCAACCACUCUGAAGACUACAGAGGGAACAACAACUGCCAAGCCAACCACUCUGAAGACUACUGAGGGAACAACAACGGCCAAGCCAACCACUCUGAAGACUACUGAGGGAACAACAACGGCCAAGCCAACCACUCUGAAGACUACUGAGGGAACAACAACGGCCAAGCCAACCACUCUGAAGACUACUGAGGGAACAACAACGGCCAAGCCAACCACUCUGAAGACUACUGAGGGAACAACAACGGCCAAGCCAAGCACUCUGAAGACUACUGAGGGAACAACAACGGCCAAGCCAACCACUCUGAAGACUACUGAGAGAACAACAACGGCCAAGCCAACCACUCUGAAGACUACUGAGGGAACAACAACGGCCAAGCCAACCACUCUGAAGACUACUGAGGGAACAACAACGGCCAAGCCAACCACUCUGAAGACUACAGAGGGAACAACAACUGCCAAGCCAACCACUCUGAAGACUACAGAGGGAACAACAACUGCCAAGCCAACCACUCUGAAGACUACAGAGGGAACAACAACUGCCAAGCCAACCACUAUGAAGACUACAGAGGGAACAACAACUGCCAAGCCAACCACUCUGAAGACUACAGAGGGAACAACAACUGCCAAGCCAACCACUCUGAAGACUACUGAGGGAACAACAACGGCCAAGCCAACCACUCUGAAGACUACUGAGGGAACAACAACGGCCAAGCCAACCACUCUGAAGACUACUGAGGGAACAACAACGGCCAAGCCAACCACUCUGAAGACUACAGAGGGAACAACAACUGCCAAGCCAACCACUCUGAAGACUACAGAGGGAACAACAACUGCCAAGCCAACCACUCUGAAGACUACAGAGGGAACAACAACUGCCAAGCCAACCACUCUGAAGACUACAGAGGGAACAACAACGGCCAAGCCAACCACUCUGAAGACUACAGAGGGAACAACAACUGCCAAGCCAACCACUCUGAAGACUACAGAGGGAACAACAACGGCCAAGCCAACCACUCUGAAGACUACUGAGGGAACAACAACGGCCAAGCCAACCACUCUGAAGACUACUGAGGGAACAACAACGGCCAAGCCAACCACUCUGAAGACUACUGAGGGAACAACAACGGCCAAGCCAACCACUCUGAAGAUUACUGAGGGAACAACAACGGCCAAGCCAACCACUCUGAAGACUACUGAGGGAACAACAACGGCCAAGCCAACCACUCUGAAGACUACAGAGGGAACAACCGAACAAACAAGCCGAAAGACAACCGCUGAUGGCAGCACCACCGCAUCUCUGCCACCGUUCAUUAUCUUUGAUUCACUGAGCACAGUGGCUGCCUAGUUUUAGUUUAAGAUCCGAAAAAAUGUUGAUAAGGUUUUCUAAAUUCUAUUAAAUAUACAUAUAUACAUUUGUUUGUGUUUCGCUUAGUGACAAUAAAGAGUUGCAAAAAUAGUAUAAAUUACAAUUGUAACAAUUAAAUAAUUGUUUAGCAAAUUAAUAAUUAAUUAAUAUUAUACUUUUCUUUUUAUCUUGUAAUCUCGAAUUUUUAUAUUACUUG
Messenger RNA from Drosophila kikkawai, 10657 nucleotides. RefSeq names its product Mucin 12Ea (gene Muc12Ea). Lineage: Eukaryota; Metazoa; Arthropoda; Insecta; Diptera; Drosophilidae. The record is from RefSeq and is a predicted model, not a curated record.